UGACGUCACGUGACUCUGUUUGUUUCUGUAGAUUCACCGUCAUGACCAAGGACAUUGUUGUUGGAGAUGAACUGCCUGACUGGGUGGGAGCUAAGGAGUUUUACCAGAAGUAUGACCCUAAAGAGGUGAUUGGCAGAGGUGUGAGCAGUGUGGUACGCAGGUGUGUGCACAGACACACAGGCCAAGAGCUGGCAGUGAAGAUAAUCGAGAUCACAGCGGAGAAGAUGACAGUCCAGCAGCUGGAGGAGGUGAGGACCUCCACACUGAAGGAGAUCCAGGUCCUCAACAUGGUGAAGGGGCACUCCUCCAUCAUCACUCUGAUUGAUUCCUACGAGUCCACAACGUUCAUAUUUUUAGUGUUUGACCUCAUGAGGCGAGGAGAGCUGUUCGAUUACCUCACAGAAAAAGUUACCUUGAGUGAAAAGGAGACCAGGUAUAUAAUGCGUGCCCUGCUGGAGGCUGUGCAGUAUUUGCACUCUCUGAACAUCGUUCACCGAGAUCUGAAGCCCGAGAACAUUCUGCUGGAUGAUCAGGGCCACAUUAAGCUGUCUGACUUUGGUUUCUCUGUGCAGCUGCAACCCGGUCAGAAGCUGAGAGAGCUCUGUGGAACCCCUGGGUAUCUGGCUCCAGAAAUACUAAAAUGCUCCAUGGAUGAAUUGCAUCCAGGCUACGGCAGAGAGGUUGAUCUCUGGGCGUGUGGAGUCAUCCUCUUCACCCUGCUGGCCGGCCUGCCGCCGUUCUGGCACCGUAAACAGAUGCUGAUGCUGAGAAUGAUCAUGGAGGGCCGCUAUCAGUUCAGCUCCCCCGAGUGGGACGACCGAUCCGACACCGUGAAGGACUUGAUUUCCAGGCUGUUGGUGUUGGAUCCAGCUGCCCGUCUCACAGCAGAACAAGCUUUAGCGCAUCCUUUCUUCAGACUGUACCAGAAGGAGGGCGCGCGCCUCUUCAGUCCCAGGAAGACAUUCAGGGUUUUAAUAGUGAGCGUGCUCGCCUGCAUCAGAAUCUACAGCCGAUACCGCCGGGCUCGGCCGCUCACCCGAGAGGUGCUGGCCAGAGAUCCUUACUCCCUCCGCGGCGUCCGCAAGCUCAUCGACGGCUGCGCCUUCCGCAUCUACGGCCACUGGGUGAAGAAGGGCGAGCAGCAGAACCGAGCGGCGCUCUUCCAGAACACAGCAAAGAUUAUGCUGCUGGGUCUGGAGGAGCUCGAAGCGUAGAAAGGUCACCGUCGCUCUUAAACGUGCGUUUUUAUCUUUGUUUUAUUUAACCUUGUGCAUGUGAGCUUUUGUCAUGUUUUUUUUUUUUUUUUUUGUCUUGUUACUGUUUCAUUUUAAGACGUGCAAUCCGGGGAUCGAGACUUUCGUGUGGGAGUUCAAGCUGCAUGCGUGACUCGACGUCCCUUAUCUGUGUGUUGAUCCAGAUUUGUGACUUUCUGAAGCCCUUUUAGUUCACAUCAUGUCAGUGCACUUUGUAGCGCAGCGCACAUUGCACAAUUUAAAACCUAUCACGGUAUAGUUAGGAUUUUAACUGAUGAUAGUUUAUAGCAAUUAAGGAGUGUCCAUUUCCAGGCACUCAAAAGAGUGAGCAGGAAAUAAAACAGUUAAGAGAUAAUUAUUUUUUAUAAACAUAGAUGUUAUUUUAAAGCUUGGUAGUAUUGAGAAUUGAACAUCAGUAAAGUAGGAUGUGUGAGUUGGUCUUU
Nematolebias whitei (Rio pearlfish) is the source of this 1696-nucleotide messenger RNA. It is a transcript of the gene phkg2, whose product is annotated as phosphorylase kinase, gamma 2 (testis). Gene Ontology annotation, cellular component: phosphorylase kinase complex. The record is from RefSeq and is a predicted model, not a curated record. The transcript is spliced from 9 exons. Bases 42 to 1214 code for a protein of 390 amino acids. Gene Ontology annotation, biological process: glycogen biosynthetic process; protein phosphorylation. NCBI's taxonomy places the organism in Eukaryota, Metazoa, Chordata, Actinopteri, Cyprinodontiformes, Rivulidae. Gene Ontology annotation, molecular function: ATP binding; phosphorylase kinase activity; calmodulin binding.